Clonostachys rhizophaga is the source of this 1149-nucleotide messenger RNA. NCBI's taxonomy places the organism in Eukaryota, Fungi, Ascomycota, Sordariomycetes, Hypocreales, Bionectriaceae. The record is from the annotation of a GenBank genome assembly.
AUGUCGUCCUCGGGGCCGUCAACAGAGGUCCCUCAGGCCUAUCCUGACGCGCCGUUGAGGGGAAUUGCCGCACACGUCAACCACACCGGUCUCUUAGCCAUCAUCUGGACAUGCUAUUCCGUUGCUUCCCUCUUCGUAACCCUCCGCCUCACUGUGCGCUGGCGCCAGAACGGCCGCCUAUUGUUCGACGACUACUGGAUGGUAUGGGCUUGGCUCUGCGUGACGACAAUGGCGAUCUUGCAGACCGUACAGACAAGCUCGCUAUGGUUCUUUACUUACCUCACCUCCGGAAGGAUCGCCGCCAACGACCCUCAAGUUUUUCCUCAGAUGUCGCAAAUGUUACGGUUUCAGUUCCCAGUCAUCAAGCUCUUCUGGACAGUUCUGUGGUCGGUCAAAGCCAGUUUCUUGGCUGCCUUUUAUCCUCUUGUGAAGCCAACCAAGUGGAUUCGGAUAUGUUGGUUCAUAGUAGUCGCGUUUACGACCAUAGCAUACAUUGGAUGCUGGCUUGCAAGUACCUUGACUUGCACGAACCCCGGUGACUACUUUAUACCAGGGAACUGUGACGAACCUUUCGAGAAGUGGAUGUCUCGAUUCAACAUUAUCUAUUCCACUUCCGUCGACAUCGCAUCCGACGUAAUGAUCAUGGCACUCCCCAUCGCCGUUCUCCCAUCCCUCCAACUCAACCGAAAGAAAAAAAUUGGCCUGGGCAUCGCAUUCAGCAUCGGCUUCAUCAUCAUUGCGGUUGCGCUCGUCCGCAUGAGCCAGAUUCUAAUUGGCCAGACGGUGGACAUGAUUGGCCUGGCCAUCUGGGGUGCCAUCGAGACCAUGACGGCGGUUAUUGUGGGAUCCUUGCUGCCACUCAAAGCGCUGCUUACACGGAAUAUCAGGAACUACACUGGAAAGAAGUCGAGUCAGCGUUCUGGACUCAGUCACAAGUAUGGUGGAGACGGUUCAGUGAGCCGGGGACCAGACGGGUUGGUGCCUAACAGGUCGAGGUCCGUCAUGGUCGCUGAGUCCAUUCCGCUUGAUGAUAUACACAAGAGCAACCAGAAGGAUGGGCAGAUUUACGUGCAGAAAACGUACGGCAUGCAGGUCGAACAGGGCCGCUUGUCGGAUGACGAGAUCGCGAUCGUUGGCAGAGCUAAGUAA